Messenger RNA from Durusdinium trenchii, 1749 nucleotides. The record is from the annotation of a GenBank genome assembly. NCBI's taxonomy places the organism in Eukaryota, Dinophyceae, Suessiales, Symbiodiniaceae.
AUGGUGCGAAAUCACUUGAAGCACAAGGUGGCUGGCUGCUUCGCAGCUGCCGCACUCACGUGGGCACUUUGGAAACCUAUCGCCUUCGCAGCACCCAGAAGUGAUUUAGAGACUUUGAAGAGAGAAGAAGUGAGAGAUGAAGAUGAUGCGUCCGAAAGGGACUUCAGCAAAAUGAAGGGCAUCGGCAUGCUUCACGAAGUGAUUGGUGAGUAUGCUCUUCCAAAGCCCAUUGUGCUAUCUCCACACGGGGAGGCGCGAGUGCGAGAAGAUCUCGGAGUCAAUGUCACCCUCGUUGGGGAGGAUGCCUUCAGGGUCGCUCCGCAACAUUGGUCAAAGUAUCGGCCCUUUGGUCCUGUAGAAGAAAUGUAUUUGCGUGACAUGCAUGGGCAAACGGUGAGCCCCGCUGACAAUCCCGGGGUUCGCGUCGAGCCCGAUUUGGUGUCCCCAGACGAAGAGGAGCAGAUUAUGCAAGAGCUUGUGGAGAUGCCUGGCAUUGAUCGGGUGAUGAUGGCCUCCAACUUUGGCUAUGACUUUGCAGCCGAAGAUGGCGCCGCCGCCCAGUCGUGGCGUAUGACUGGACGAGAUGAAGGAAAGGCCGGCUUGCCGUUGGCGCCAUGGGGCUGGGGCAAGGACUUUGACGAAGGAGUGGUGAAGAAGCUGAAGUCCUUGGCUGGAUAUCCACUUGGGCCCCUUCGUGACGAUGGGCCAAACAGCUUUGUUCUAUCUUUGCUCAGCAGUGCUGUGGUCACCUUUUCGCCCAUUGCGAGCUUGAGACAUGACGCCGAACGUUGCAAUGAUGAUGAGUGGCUUAGCCGAAGUGUCGCCGAGCGCCCUUACCUGUUUGGCUUAGCCGAAGGGGUGCACCACCUGCCUAGGCAGUACGCACAGCAUUCCUACACUGAUGAUGACAUUGACUGUUUGGUGCCGCGCCGUGCAGUCUAUCAUUUUGGAGGCAACGCGCGAUACCUUUGGACUCAUGCUGUCCGUGGGACAUGGUUUCUCUUGACUUGGUGCAAGCAGCGCAAAUUGGCACAGCGGGAGAACGCCAUCGCGAAGAUCUUUGCAGAGGUGAAAGCUCUGAACAAAGCCAUCACCAUGGUGGUCUCAGACGCCAGUUCUUCCAGCUUCAGUCGCCGCAACCUCUCCAAGUACUUGCUUCAAAGGGGCUUGUCUCCGAGCGAGAACUUGCUGCAAGAUGCCCAAGCGCUUCUGAGCCUGCUGCAAGAUGAUGCCAAACACAAGGACGUCUCCAACGGCUCAAGCUCUCCUGGGCCUCGAGCAAUGGCUCACGCAUUGAAACCAGCUGUCAUUGACCCUCAGAGACUGCAGGAUCUUUUUCCAGAGAUCAAAGCGAGCUAUGUGCAGCAACCUUUGGAUUACGGGCGCAACUCAAGGUAUGGAGACAACUGGCGCAUCUCUUGCUAUAUGGUGGUGAUGGAGAACUGGAAGCCUAAGAUCAUGCCACAUGAGCCGAUGCUCAAGUGUUUGGGCGACAUCAUGCAUGAAUGUGAUGGAGCCAACGUGGAUGGUUCGGCGAUCUUGGCGCUUCCCACCGAUGAGCCCUUCGAAGGAGGAGCUUUGCAUGUUUGGGAUGGAAAGCCCAAGCAGGAGCUGGUUUACAAAAUGGCGCCCGGUGAUUGCAUGUUUAUGGAUACCAAGAUCUGGCAUCAGGCGAAGCCCAUUACUUCAGGCACUCGCUGGGCCCUGGUGCUUUUCCUAAAAUCGGAGAAGCCCACAUCUGCAGACUGA